Messenger RNA from Oikopleura dioica, 1581 nucleotides. Lineage: Eukaryota; Metazoa; Chordata; Appendicularia; Copelata; Oikopleuridae. The record is from the annotation of a GenBank genome assembly.
AUGGGUGAAGUGAGGGAGUCAAUAUUCUUCGUCAUUCUAAUAGCAGUCGCGAUUUACACCUUCUCUGUCUUUCAGUCCGAUUUUCAAGAUGAUUUCAAGAUCUCUAUCUCCGGCUUGUUAGAAAGUUACGAAGAAAUUGAAGGUCACACUGUUGAGGAAACAAAGGCUGAAGUGGAUUCAUACGAUUUUGAUGCUGAAAGAAGCUGCAAUCAAACAUUUUAUGAACAGUCUCACGGAGACGAAGGAAGAUUUGAUCCAGAGAAGCUAACUGGCAUUCAUGUUUUCAUUCGGCAUGGCCAUCGUACUGCUAUGGAUUCGAAUCGAGCCAAGAAGACUACUCAAAGUCUCUGCGACAUUCGUACGCCAGUUAUGGAAUUGAUGAGAGAUCUCAAAGGAUGCUUCACUUUGUAUUUGUCUUCAAAGAUACAAGUCUAUACUUCUUCCGAAAAAUGUGUAUCUGCUCAAUUGACUUCCCUAGGGAUCGAGCAGCACAAGCUUCUUGGCCUGAGCUACAACUAUCAAGAGCCCCUACUUGCAGAUCUCAAUGUUUACUGCAAUCAACCAGAUCAGCGAGUCACGGGCAUGGAGGGGCAUCUUAGCUCCAAGAACUUCGAUCUCGUCGGUGCUACUAUUUUCCUGCGACAUGGCGAACGCACUCCCAUGGGAACAGGCAACCUGAGCUGGAAAGAGUGCAACACGGGCGCCACGGUGAAUCAGUUUAUCUCGCGAUAUUGGAGUUGUUUACACCCCGUUGCGAUCAGCCUUUUGCGAGGCCUUGCCAGAGACAAUAAAAAGUGCCAAAGUGCACAGCUGACCUUGAAUGGAAUCAAACAACAUAAGAAACUUGGCCAAUUUUUUAAAUAUCGAUAUGGCUCGCUUUUCGGCCGAGAUACGGAAAUCAUCUCCACCCAAUACUCCAGAACAAUCAUGUCGCUACUUUCAUUCUUGCUCGAGUUCAAACCAAAGUGGUGCCAAAAUGAGAAGCCGCAAUUUAAUCUUACACGGGUGUCGCACAACUAUCAUUUCUCGAGGACGAACUGUGACUCUAUCGAUUUGUUGAUAAAUAAGGCGCCGAAAAUUGACAACAGUACUUGGACCAUCGACUUGGCGUAUAUAAAAAAUCUUUUUGAGAACCCAGAAAACAAAGCAGAUGAUUGGGACGGAAGGAGAAAUCCAGAGUCUGUUGCGGAUUACGUUACCGCUAGAUAUUGCGUAUCGAAACGACUUCCAAAACUUUGUAUGGCCGACCAUGGAAUGAGUGAACGAGAAGAUACUUGCGUAACAAUGGCAGACUAUGAGAACUUCUUUUCCACGACGAAUUCCCAAUUCAAAAGCCGUGCAAAUGACGUGAACUAUCUCCGCUCACGCUAUUUAGCCGCCUAUCCCAUGCUACUUGACUAUGUUUUGCGCCCUAUGAGAGAGUCUCGCUUAAAAAUCCUUGCAGGACAUGACAUCGACUUAGAGGCUGUUCUUUCAACACUCGGGCAUGUCCAAGGGGUCCACGUCCCCUACGCCUCGCGGCUCGUUAUCGAGACCUGGAAGAGGCCCAAAAUCCCACUCGCUUUUACCGAGUGUUACUAA